Molecule: messenger RNA, 5958 nt
Organism: Zonotrichia albicollis (white-throated sparrow)
Lineage: Eukaryota; Metazoa; Chordata; Aves; Passeriformes; Passerellidae
Gene: ZBTB35
Product: zinc finger protein 131
Biological process (GO): regulation of transcription by RNA polymerase II
Cellular component (GO): nucleus
Molecular function (GO): DNA-binding transcription factor activity, RNA polymerase II-specific; RNA polymerase II cis-regulatory region sequence-specific DNA binding; protein binding
Source: RefSeq, a predicted model, not a curated record
UUUUAAAACGAGAAUGCUCAAUGAAUGCUGCAACAGCAUUUAGAUACACAGUAAACUCACGUUUUUACUAGUUCUGUGUUAAUUAACGAACUGCCUAACAUAAAUUGUAUGUUUCUUACUAUGUUUUGGAAUUCUAAAAAAGAAAUCUUUUAAAGUAUCUUGUGUUUGCUAGGCUAAGGUUGCUCUAUUAUUUUGAGUUUUGGGGUGUUUCUUUUAAGAUAUCCCCACAGUCAGUUUGGAAGUAAAGCAAAAACCAUGGGAUAUGAAAAUCAUGCAAGUUGGAGAUCGAAUUUUUGGUUUUAGCAAUUAUGCUUUCUAUUGCAAGUCAUCUGCCCUUCUAUAAUGUGUCAAAAAUGGGCAUGAAGAAUUAAACUUUGAAUUAUGUAGCUGACACCUUCCCACGUGAGAUUUUAUGUGAAAUACCAGAUGGUGAGAGAAAGGCAGGAAUUUCUGGUUGUCUGUCUUAGACCCACCGUUACAGAUGAGGUGAAGAGAAUGCAGCAGCAGCAUUUCCCCUCCCUUUCACAUCAUCUUCCCCUGCAGACUGGGCUCCUCUGCCCACUUGAAGACACUGGCAGUUGUUUCUGGCGCGAAAUACGGAAUAUGUAGAAUUUUCUUAAGGAAGGAUUUGCUUUGCUCUUUGAUCUUUAUGUGCUGUCAAGCCUCUUCAGCUAGAAAGGAGAUUUAAUCCAUGAUAUAGAGAGUGGCUGACAACUCUUAGUAAUGUCCAGGUGUUAGAAAAACAAAUUACUUGUGGGUAAAAUUGCCUUCUUAAGCUUAUGAAGACAUACUUCAGUGAUCUCUGACCUAAGGGCAGGCUAACAAAGCCUGGGAAAAUGGCUGAUAGUGGACACAAAGGAUCUAGAAUUUAGAGGCUACAGGGACAUGUAGCAAAAACCUCAAAAUAAGGAGCAAACUAAUAAAGCAAACUUAGCAAUUGUGUUGGAAUUGGCUCCAACUUGGUAACAGGUAAUUCUAGCUGGGGAAGAUUGCAGCAACCAACCCAAGAAACCCCCCCCCCAAUCCCAAAGAAGAGGGACGCCGAGCAUGUGAACUAAUUUGCACGGGAAGCAAGAAAAUCACUAAUCAAUAGAAGAGAGAAUGCUAAUUAAUUACAGAACUAUGUUACUUGUAACCAGUGAACACUAAUCCUUCUCUUGCUAAAAUGUAUAAUUAGCAAAAAGUUUUUGUAGUUGGGUACUUGAUUUGUGGAAUUGCACGGGGCACCCAGGCUUGCACAACUCUGAAAUUGCUAAUCUGUGUCCCCUCGAAUGUGUGUAGUUAUUGCCUCUUUGCACACUAGGUAAUGAAUCUGACUUUGGUGGGCAGCGUUUCUGUGGUUGAUAGCAUAGCAGUAACAGGUAGGGCUGGACUUCCCUAAGUAGUUGCUUCUGCUCUACUUAUUGUCUUAGCAAAACAACUUCUUCAUGGGUGACUUUUUUCUGAGAGGCAAGAAGUGUGUUUUGUGGUGUAAAUAGACACUCCGUAAUUCUUAUUUUCUGCAGCAUUCAAAGUGUAAGCCACAUUAGUGUGGGAGUUGAAAAUGAGCAUUGCUUCAUGGACCUGAAAUAAUUUUGCCUGGAGGUAAAUUUUUUUUGUGAAAAAUUUGUGAAGUGCUUUCGUUUAAGCACUUGGAUGUUCUGCUGAGGUUCUUCUGCAUAUGGAGCAGACUACUGUCUGCAUCUCAUCGACAGGCACCGAGUUCUGCUAGACCUCUCCAGGUCUGAGAUCCUCUACAACUCCCACCCCCAGCUAUGUUCAUUGUGUUAGUAAGGGAGGAAGGGCUGCCUCACUACAAGCAUUAUACAUCAAAAGGCUGGCAAAGAAUAUUUCACUUUACAGAGGAAGAAGUGUAAGCAGGAUGGAUGAAUAAGCUUGAGAGCAGAUUAAAUCCCUGGCAGUUGUCAUGCACUCAGACAAUAAAAAUUGCUGCUGUAUUACAUCCCUAUUAUAGGAAGUAAACAAUUUGUGUUCAUGAGCUGCAAAGUGUGACUUAAAUAAAAGUUUAAAGAUAAAGUUUAAAGAACUGUCUGUUAACCCAUUGGAUUGGUAGGAUUGCAAGAACUGUAUGAAGAUUCUGAGAUUAUGCUGCAGUGGUGUUGAAUGAGUAGCUGUGGAGAUGUUACAUCCCUGUAGUAUUUGCUUUGAGGGUGGUGGAUCCCUGCUGAAUCUGUAGGAUAAAGAAAUACCCACUGUGGCUGUUUCUUCAUGUGUCCAAAUAAGAAUAUUCCACUUCCUUAACUGUGCCAUUUCCUGCCUGUCAACUAACACUGAAUAAAAAAGCAAGCAAGACAGUUUUUCCAUUGGUUUUAAAGUCCUGGCCAAGUGCUAGUUAGUUCACAUUUGUAUAAUAACCUGACUCUGCACAGUAUUUACUGACUGGCACAGUAUUCUUUCUCUCAUACUACAUUUGUUUUGCAGACCAGGCCUUUUGCCAUGGAAGCUGAGGAAACGAUGGAAUGUAUCCAGGAAUUCCCUGAGCACUAUAAAGUUAUUUUGGAUAGGCUGAAUGAACAACGUGAGCAGGACCAGUUUACAGAUAUCACUCUGAUCGUCGAUGGUCACCAUUUUAAAGCUCAUAAGGCAGUUCUUGCUGCCUGUAGCCAGUUCUUCCACAAAUUCUUCCAAGAUUUCACUCAGGAGCCUUUGGUGGAGAUUGAAGGUGUAAGUAACAUGGCAUUUCGUCACCUAAUUGAGUUCACCUAUACAGCAAAGCUAAUGGUACAAGGUGAGGAAGAAGCAAAUGAUGUUUGGAAAGCUGCAGAGUAUCUACAGAUGCUAGAAGCAAUCAAAGCACUUGAAAUCAGGAACAAAGAAAAUUCAUCACCCUUAGAAUCAAAUGAAGCACAAGGUAAAAAUAAACCAAAAAAGAGGAAGAUUGCUGAAACCUCUAAUGUUAUCACAGAAACACUGCCAUCUGCAGAAUCAGAGCCUGUUGAAAUUGAGGUGGAGAUUGCUGAAGGGACGAUGAAAGUGGAGGAUGACAGCAUUGAAACUCUUGAAGAAGUAGCUUCUGCAGAGCAAUCCAUAAAGUACAUACAGACAACAGGUACAUCAGAUGAAUCUGCUUUGGCUCUUUUGGCAGAUAUCACCAGCAAGUAUCGUCAGGGAGAGAGAAAAUGCCAGAUGCAAGAAGAAGGUGAUAGUGCAACUGACCCCUCGUGCAAACAGGAACACAUGAAAACACACUCUACUGAGAAUUACAAAUGUGACAUAUGCAAUAAAAGAUACCUACGAGAGAGUGCUUUGAAACAGCACCUCACCUGUUACCACCUUGAUGAAGGUGGUGCCAGCAAGAAGCAAAGACCUGGCAAGAAAAUACAUGUAUGCCAGUACUGUGACAAGCAGUUUGACCAUUUUGGGCAUUUUAAAGAGCACCUUCGGAAGCACACAGGUGAAAAACCCUUUGAAUGUCCAAACUGCCAUGAACGUUUUGCUCGGAAUAGCACACUGAAAUGUCACUUGACAGCCUGUCAGUCUGGAGCUGGUGCUAAAAAGGGAAGAAAGAAGCUGUAUGAAUGUCAGGUUUGUAACAGCGUAUUUAACAGCUGGGAUCAGUUCAAAGACCACUUGGUAAUACACACUGGUGACAAACCCAACCACUGCACCUUAUGUGAUCUGUGGUUUAUGCAAGGCAGCGAGCUGAGAAGGCAUCUCAAAGAAAUGCACAAUAUUUCAGAACUGUUAGUGACAGAAGAGGUUCUUCCAGUGGAAGCUAUGGAAGCUGAACCAGUAACGUCAAUGACUAUAAUAGAACAAGUUGAGCAAGUGCAUGUCCUACCAGUAAUUCAGGUACAAGUGGAUCCUGCACAGGUACAGAUGCACCAGGAUCUCAUACAUGACAAUCAAGUGAAAGGCACACAGAUGGAGGAACUACAGGAACAGGUGCAGAUUAGUUACCUGGAAGUUGAACACAUUCAGACUGAACAAGGUGCUGAAGUUCAUGUGGAGCAGUUACAUGUCGAGCAUGUAAAUCAAAUACAGAUGGAAGAAGUACAGGCAGAACUUACAGAUGGAACAGACCUUGAGCAAGUAGAAUAUCAAAGUGUUGAUCAAGGAGAAGCAGAAGAAAAGGAUCAUAAUCAAGCAGAUGAUGCAGAUAAGGAACAUCAUGAGCAAGCUGAAGACUUAAAAACACAACAAUUAGUGGAUACACAAAAUGCAAAAGUGGAUGAGUAGGACACAUAAUGACACUGCAGUUUUAAGAAUUAAAUACCAAAUUAUUUUUGUUAACUUUUACAUUGGUUUUUGAACAGUCACUGGUCACCUUUCCAAUAUGCUAUCCAUAAGGAGCUGGACAAGUGGACCAAAAUUAGCUUUCUUCAUGUACAAUUAAACUUCUCUUGUAAGUGAAAAAUACUUCCCCAUUCAUGUAGUGCCAUGAAACAGAAACUACCACAAGACGUGGACAACUUUGUGAGAUUUUUAGCAAUGAACAGCUUGUAUCAUUGUAUCAUCACACCAUUCCUGGGCUUAUGUAAAAAUAAUUUCACCUCUUUUCCUCUUGCAGUAGCGGCAAAGUCUUAUAUAAAUUUGCAGGAUGUCUGUGGCAGGAGAGUCAGUAAAAUCUGAGCGGUUCUGCUGUAAGUGGCAAUUACGUACCUGUGAAUUUUCAGAUCUUAACUUUCAGGCUGGGCUAAAAGCACUGUUGCUGGAGGUCUCUGAGCACAAAAGUCCUGUGCCUUUUCAACACUGAAUGGUUAAAUUUCCACGAAGUUUCUAGAGUUUUUGAGAACUUAGUUCUGUGAAAGGCAGUGUAGGUAAUGUUAUAGUGCUUUAUAUUUUUGCUUGAAAUUGCUGGUGACUGAUUUUCUUUUUGCAUUAAAUUUAGAGGCGGGGGGCUGAGGGAGGGAAGAGACUUCACUUAGAGGCAGCAGGACAUGCUAAAUAGGACACUUAAAAAUAGGAAAAGCUUGGUAUAGUCUGUGAUAAACAUGAUUUGGAACAAAGCUACAAGCAGGUUUUUCUUUUAUAAAUAAUCAUUUUUGAAAAUGAAUAUGUUUAAACAUAAACAGAGACUUGUCUAUAUGGUAUCAGGUUCUUGGUUUUUUUUUUAAAUUAAAUUCUGACACUUGACAAAAAGAUGUGCUAAACAUAAAAGUAAAAGCCAUAGGUAUGAGUGCUAAACUGUGAAUUGAAAAGUAGGAAUGUAAAUAGUUUAAUCAAUAUUAGAAAAUAAAACAAUACCAACCAUUAAAUGUUGCAUUUUUUGUUUCAUCCAAUAUGUUAGAAAACUGAAUGACUGGCAAUUAAGUGCCAAGUUCCAGUGUUAAGGAUCAAUCUCAGUUUUAAUAUGAUUAAUAGCUUUUUAUUGUAAAGUUAAAAUCUUUUAGAAAAUGCUUGUUUGGUCAAGGAUGUUAAGAAUGUCUUAAUUACUGCUGGAGGUUAGAGGUGCUCCAAACUCCUGAAGAAAUUUUUCUUUCUAAGCCUUAAAUUAAGGGAAGAAUUUUUGCAAGGACAGUCCCUACUCCUCUUCGUAAUACUACAGAUCUUAGUUAAAAUCAGGCUUUUCUAUUCUAUCUUCAAAUGCUGAAUUGUUUCCUGGUAUUUGUGCUUUUAUUUAGUUUCAUUCAAUAUUAUUGUGUUGCAUCAUAGCCUUUGAGAAACUGUUGCAAAAAAAAACAUGAGUUGCAAUUAAAAUUUCAAACAAUUUAAUUAAUGUAACUUGCAUUUUUUUUUUUAAUUAUGUUUUGUGUUUUCUGAGAUGGAAGUAAUCUGUGAUGAGAUUCUGUGUAGGGGAAAGGCUGUGGCCCAACCUUGAUCAUGAGAGUAAAUUUUAGCUAUUAUAUUUAUACCUGGCUUCUGAUAAGCAGCUUGUCUUCUGAUAACAUGGAGGGGACUGGCGUGUUUGGUUAGCUGCCGAGCUCUAUACCUCCUAGGUAUAAAUGCAUAUAGACAAAGUCUGUCUCGGUGGAAUUAAAGGAACAAUCUGACUGCGCAUGUGACCAACAAAAUUAA